UUGUUUCUGGAUUAAAGCCAGAAUCAACAUUGUCCGUAUUUCUAAUCAAAUAACGGAGAAACAAUUACAAAUCCUGAUGCAGUUAAAGGACCCUGCAGAGUGGCCGGACCUAGCCUGCGCUGUGUCUGAAUCGGUUCUGACUUUAGGCAAGUCGUUUCAAUGGGGAAAAUGGCGAAGAUGUUCAGUUUCAUCCUUGUUACCACUGCUCUGGUAACUGGCAAGGCAAGCUGGGCUCUUGAGAACUGUCUCCAGGAGCAGGCGCGUCUCAGAGCCCAGGUGCACCUGCUUGAGACCCGGGUCAAACAACAACAGGUCAAGAUUGCGCAGCUUUUGCACGAGAACGAAAUCCAGUUCCUGGAUAAAGGAGAAGAGAGCAGUGUCAUUGACCUUGGAGGCAAGAGGCAAUAUGCAGAUUGUUCAGAAAUUUUCAAUGAUGGUUCUAAGCUCAGUGGAUUUUACAAAAUCAAACCUCUUCAGAGCCCAGCAGAAUUCUCUGUUUACUGUGACAUGUCUGAUGGAGGAGGAUGGACUGUGAUUCAGAGACGAUCCGAUGGCAGUGAGAACUUUAACAGAGACUGGAAUGACUACGAAAAUGGCUUUGGAAAUUUUGUCCAAAAAAAUGGUGAAUAUUGGCUGGGUAAUAAAAAUCUUCACUUAUUAACCACACAAGGAGACUACACUUUAAAAAUCGACCUUGCAGAUUUUGAAAGAAAUAGCCGUUAUGCCCAAUACAAAAAUUUCAAAGUUGGAGAUGAAAAGAAUGCCUAUGAGUUGAAUAUUGGGGAAUAUUCUGGAACAGCAGGAGACGCGCUUGCAGUGAGGUUUCAUCCUGAGGUGCAAUGGUGGGGCAGUCACCAAAGAAUGAAAUUCAGCACAUGGGACAGAGAUCAUGACAACUACGAAGGCAACUGUGCGGAGGAAGAUCAGUCCGGCUGGUGGUUUAACAGGUGUCACUCUGCAAACCUGAAUGGCUUAUACUACCUGGGCCCCUAUAGCAAUACAACGGACAAUGGGGUUGUCUGGCACACCUGGCAUGGAUGGUGGUAUUCUUUGAAAUCCGUGGUUAUGAAAAUUAGGCCAAAUGACUUUAUUUCAAAUAGUGUUUAAUGGUUCCCCCUGGGGUUUUACUUCUGCAAGCAUGUUGGUUUAAAGCGAUUUGAAAAAUAACAAUGCUGAACUUAUACAUGUUUGAUGAUGGUCAUUGUUGUGUACUACUUUUCAUUCUUACUUGUCUUUGUUACUUAAUGUACAGAAAUUUUAUGUAAUAUUCACCAAAUAAAUGUAGAUUAUGUUAA
This is a messenger RNA of Myotis daubentonii (Daubenton's bat), 1295 nucleotides long. RefSeq names its product fibrinogen like 1 (gene FGL1). Gene Ontology annotation, cellular component: fibrinogen complex. Gene Ontology annotation, biological process: platelet aggregation; fibrinolysis; blood coagulation. Gene Ontology annotation, molecular function: protein-macromolecule adaptor activity; extracellular matrix structural constituent. NCBI's taxonomy places the organism in Eukaryota, Metazoa, Chordata, Mammalia, Chiroptera, Vespertilionidae. The record is from RefSeq and is a predicted model, not a curated record.